AUGGCUUGCAGCUCCGGUUGUUGUGGGAAGCCAGCUUCACCUCCUCCUCCCGAGCAGCCUAACUCCAACCCCGCUUCCACUCCGGACCAGGAUGAUGGGGACAGCUGCUGCGACGGCGCGAACACGAUAGCCGGCGAGAACUCCGACCAGCCCGGCCUUGCUGGCGCCGCGCGUGAUGAGCCUAUCGAGGAGGACGACUGCUGCGCUCCCAAGCCAUCAGCGCCCGGCUGCAACAACAAGGGCUGCUGCUCUGCGCCUGCGCCUGCGCCUGCGCCUGUGCCGAAGCCGCCGCGACCCGAAGACAUACACAAGUCCAGCUGCUGCGAGGGCAAACCAGCUCCCUGCUGCGACCAGUCCUGCCUCGAUCGCCUCGCACUGCGCGAAUGCGAGAAGUACGCGUGCGACCUUACAGCCGACAGUUCGACUAUCUCCACCUGCGGCCGAGCUAAGGACGGCAAGCCGUGCGCCGAGCAUGCGAACAAGGCCCGCCUGACGUACGCAGAGAGACUCGAGGCUCUCGGCUGUAUCUGCCGUGCCCUGAUCGCCCUCGGACAAGAGUCUUGCUGCCUGCCUUCUCGCCGUCCGUCCACCGGCAGCGCUCGCCGCCGCCGCCGCCGCUCUAAGGAGUCAGCGUUGCGUUCCCGCACAUCUGCCGAUUCGUGCUGCGUUGCUAGCGGCGCGGAUGCAGCCUGUUGCUCCACCAAGAAGCGACCGGGCUCAAGGAAAAAGAAUGAAUGUCGCAGCUCCUCCGAUGGGACGGAGGCUGCCGCUCCUGAGCCUCCUAGAAUUGCGGGCUCUUGCGCUGAUUCCUGCUGCGCCGAAGAGCGACCGGUCGGUCACGUCAAUGAGGUGAAGGAAUUUCUUUCGGACGUAGCGAACGCCACCACCGAUCUCGAGAAGGCUUUCGCGCGAAAUGAAAAGGAACACGUCAUUCUCAGCAUCUCUGGUAUGACGUGCACUGGUUGUGAGACAAAACUAGUCCGGACCCUCGGCGUCCACCCGGCGGUCAGGAAUCUGAAGACCAGUUUGGUCCUUUCUCGCGCCGAGUUUGACGUGAUCGGUGCUGCUUCUGUGGUCGACGUCAUGAAGCAUCUCGAGAGAACGACUGAGUUUAAGUGCGAGAGGGUUACGAACAAAGGCUCAAGCCUCGAUAUCCUCGCUCCGGAUGGCGAUGCGGCCGCUCUCAUCAACCGACCUUGGCCGGACGGGGUUACCGAAGUCAGACUCGUGGACAAAAAGACCGUCAAUGUCAGCUUCGACCCCAAGAUCAUUGGAGCUCGGGAUCUCGUUCGACACGGUUGGGGCGACGGCCAGGUCAAUCUCGCGCCGCCCCGCCCCGACCUCACGCUCGAAGCAGGCAGUAGGCAUGUUCGUCACGUCGGCUACAUGACCUUACUCUCCGCGUGCCUUACUGUCCCUGUUCUGGUUAUGGCUUGGGCUCCGCUUCCCGAACGCGACAUCGCGUACGACUCGGCAUCCUUGGCAUUGGCAACGAUCGUUCAGUUCGUCAUCGCGGGACCCUUUUACCCGAAGGCCCUCAAGAGUUUCAUAUUCUCAAGAAUCAUUGAAAUGGACUUGCUCAUUGUUUUGAGCACUAGCACGGCUUACAUAUUCUCGCUGGUCUCGUUCGGCUACCUCGUAUCGGGCCGGCCACUGCCGACGGGCGAAUUCUUCGAAACGAGCACCCUGCUGGUCACCCUGAUCAUGGUCGGCCGAUGGGUCGCUGCCUUGGCCCGUCAAAAAGCCGUGAAGUCCAUCUCCGUACGAUCUCUGCAGACCCCUACCGCCCUCCUCGUGAACGACGACGGAGAGGAAACGGAGAUCGACGCCCGCCUUCUUCAGUAUGGGGAUGUUUUUAAGGUCGUUCCUGAUUCGAGAAUCCCUACCGAUGGCACGGUAGUGUCAGGCUCAUCCGAAGUAGACGAGUCCAUGAUCACCGGUGAGUCCAGGCCGGUGGAGAAACACGCCAGAUCUCCAGUCAUUGCCGGAUCGGUGAACGGAUCGGGCACGCUGCGCGUUCGGGUGACGCGACUCCCUGGCGACAAUACUAUUAGUACCAUCGCCGGCAUGGUCGACGAGGCAAAGUUAUCUAAGCCAAAAAUCCAGGACCUCGCAGACCGUGUUGCGAGCUACUUUGUCCCGGUUGUCGUUGCCCUGACGAUUAUCACGUUGGCUGUCUGGAUUGCCAUCGGUGUUGCUGUUCGCCAACAACCGGGAAAGGAGGCUACGGUUCGAGCAAUCACCUACGCAAUCGCAGUCCUGAUCGUGUCUUGCCCCUGUGCUAUUGGCCUUGCGGUCCCUAUGGUCAUCGUCAUUGCGAGCGGUGUUGCCGCCGAGCGAGGUGUCACUUUCAGAUCGGCGGAGAGCAUCGAGGUCGCCCAUAGGACGUCUCAUGUUAUUCUCGACAAAACCGGCACCAUCACCGAAGGCAAGCUAUCAGUGGCUCGAGAGUGGUAUGCGGAAGGUAACCAAGACACCACCAAGUCACUGCUUCUCGGCCUGGUAGGGAGCAUCAAACACCCCGUCUCUGCUGCCGUAGCAACCCACCUAAAGACGCAAGGCGUGUCUCCCUCACUGGUAUCUGAGCCGAAGACCCUGACAGGAAGGGGUGUCGAAGGCGUUGUCGAGGGGUCUGGCUCGCUCCUUCGGGCGGGUAAUUCACGGUGGCUCAACCUCGAUUCCGAUCCAGAAGUACAGUCGGUUUUGUCGCAAGGAUACACGGCAUUCUGCUUCACCAUCGCCGGUUCUGUUGCCGCAGUCUUUGGUCUCCAAGACUCGAUUCGACCAGACGCCGCUUCUACGGUCAAGACCUUGCUCGAACGUGGCAUAUCGGUCCACAUCAUCUCGGGCGACGACGACGGUGCCGUGCGCUCCGUAGGCGCACAGUUGGGCAUUGCCGAGACCAACCUCCGAUCUCGCUGUACCCCCUCUGACAAGCAAGCGUACAUUAAAGGACUUCUUGGGGGCACCCUCUCCCCGAAUCAAACCACAAAGCGCAAGAAGCCAGUCGUUCUGUUUUGCGGCGAUGGUACCAAUGACGCGGUUGCGCUAGCCCAGGCCACCAUCGGCGUGCACAUGAACGAGGGCGGGACCGACGUCGCCAACUCGGCGGCUGACGUCGUCCUCAUGCGCCCCAAGCUCGCCGGUAUCCUCACCAUCCUCGCCGUGAGCGAGAAGUCGAUUCGAAGGAUCGCCUUCAACUUCGGCUGGAGCUUUGUCUACAACCUCUUUGCCAUCCUGCUCGCCGCCGGCGCAUUUGUCCACGCCAGGAUCCCGCCCGAGCUUGCCGGCUUGGGCGAGCUGGUCAGUGUCUUGCCUGUCAUCGCUGCGGCCGUGAUGCUACGAUGGUCCAAGAUCUGA
This is a messenger RNA of Thermothelomyces thermophilus ATCC 42464, 3360 nucleotides long. RefSeq lists its product as uncharacterized. Gene Ontology annotation, biological process: monoatomic cation transport. The record is from RefSeq and is a predicted model, not a curated record. The transcript has 2 exons. NCBI's taxonomy places the organism in Eukaryota, Fungi, Ascomycota, Sordariomycetes, Sordariales, Chaetomiaceae. Gene Ontology annotation, cellular component: membrane. Bases 1 to 3360 code for a protein of 1119 amino acids. Gene Ontology annotation, molecular function: ATP binding; metal ion binding; ATPase-coupled monoatomic cation transmembrane transporter activity.